This is a messenger RNA of Lodderomyces pseudojiufengensis, 2667 nucleotides long. RefSeq names its product mitofusin (gene FZO1). The transcript has a single exon. Gene Ontology annotation, cellular component: mitochondrial outer membrane. Gene Ontology annotation, molecular function: GTPase activity; GTP binding. The coding region runs from base 1 to 2667 and encodes 888 amino acids. Gene Ontology annotation, biological process: mitochondrial fusion. The record is from RefSeq and is a predicted model, not a curated record. NCBI's taxonomy places the organism in Eukaryota, Fungi, Ascomycota, Pichiomycetes, Serinales, Debaryomycetaceae.
AUGGGAGAUUUUCCGUUUUUGAAUGGGAAGAAACUAGAAGUACAAGACUCAAAGACCAAACAUAAGAACAAUGCAUCUGAUGAUGAAGAUUUGGAAACAUUGAUAGAUGAGGCAUUAGCUAAGUCAACUGUUGAUCCAGCUCAUCUAAUGUAUAUACCAGGAGAGAGUCAAUUCUCACAUGAUGGUACAACUUUAUUCGAUGGACAAGAAGGAAGUAGUAAAGAACAAGAUGCUAAAAGAGCUUUAGCUUUGGCAAACAAGAAACAUGUUAAUGCAUCAUUACAACAACUACAUUACAACGAAAACAGAAUAGCAUUGGAUAGGUCGAUAAAUCAAACUAUUGAAUUAAUAAACGAAAUUAUAAAAGAGAACAAGGAAAGACCUGUAUUUUAUCCAACUGAAAUUGAAGAUGAUCAAAAAAUUCUAUUGAAUAGUGCAAAAGCUCACUUGGCAUUAGUAAGACAGAAUAGUAGCAUAAAGCAAUUAACAAAACAAAAAAUCAAAGAAGAUGAUUUAGUAAAGCAAUUACCAGAGUUUAAAAUAUUGAAAAUCAACAUAAAAGGGGGUCACAAUGAUGAAAAUUUAGUAUCAAACCUUGACAAAAAGUCUAUAGCAAGUUUAUUGGAGAAGAAAUUAAGUAGUCAAAUCAAAUAUUUGUUUAACUUAAAAGAUAGGGUUGAUGAUACUUCAUCCAAAGUAUUUGUUACAGGGGAUUUGAACGCUGGUAAAUCUACAUUCUGCAAUGCGUUAUUAAGAAGAAAAUUAUUACCAGAAGAUCAACAACCAUGUACAUCUGUGUUUUGUGAAGUGAUAGAUGCAACGAUAGAGAAUCAUGGACUAGAAGAAGUACAUGCUAUACCUAUUGAGAAAGAAUAUAAAAUACAUGAUGAAUCCACUUAUGAAAUACACCCUUUGAAGGAUUUGGAGGAAUUGGUUUACGAUUGUGAUAAGUUCAGGCUACUUAAAGUUUAUGUGUUGGAUCAUAGAUCAUUUCAAGAAAGUUUAUUACAUAACGGUGUUAUUGAUAUUAAAUUAAUCGACGCACCAGGUCUAAAUAUGGAUUCUUAUCAAACAACCCAAGUCUUUUCCCGUCAAGAAGAAAUUGAUUUAGUGAUAUUCGUGGUAAGUGCGGAAAAUCAUUUUACUUUAUCAGCAAAAGAAUUCAUUGCCGCGGCUGCUAAUGAAAAAAGAUAUGUUUUUAUUGUUGUUAAUAGAUUUGAUAACAUCAAAGAUAAAGAAAAAUGUAAAAAGAGGAUAUUGGAUCAAAUCAAAAAUUUGUCACCUGACACGUACAAAAACGCAAAAGAAUUCAUUCACUUUGUUAGUUCAAACGAAGUAAAUAAAGGGAACGGAAACGGUGGUGACGAUGGAGAUGGAGACGGAGAUGAUGAUAAUAAUAAUAAUGACAGAAACAAUGAUCAUCACCCAAAUUUUGAUCUACUUGAAGCAUCCUUAAGAAAAUUCAUAUUGGAGAAAAGGUCAAUUUCUAAAUUAUUACCAGCCAAAAGUUAUUUACUCAAUUUUUUGCAUGAUUUACAAACUUUAUCCAAAAUUAAUGAAAAUAUCUACAAUGAUGAAAAAAGAGAUAAAUUACAAGAAUUGAACAAUCAAGUUGCACCAAGAGUAAAUGAAAUUGUCUACAAAUCUCAUAGGAUUGCCGAUACUAUCAAUGCAUUGAUUGAAUCGACAUGCACUAAAAUAUACAAUGACACUAGUAAUGAAUUGAAUACAGUUAUGAAUAAUUUGGGAGAGAAACCAGUAGUUCAAUAUGAAGGUUUACAGUAUUUGUUUGAAUAUGCAAAAGAAUCGCAAUUGGCAAUGAUGGAUGUUGUAUGUGACGCUGUUUUAGAAUGCGAAGAAUUAGCAAAAAUUGAAACCGUCCAAAAAGUUGAUGAAAUCAUUAAAUAUGGUAAGACUACCUUAAAUGAAGAAUUUUUAGAUGAUAAAAAAUUUAAUUCUGAAUUAAUGUUUACAAGAGCCAAAGAUGACAUUGGUAAAAACAUAGAAGAUACUUUGGAAAUUUCAGACUUUUUUGACCCAUCAAUUGAAUCAUUUUUAGUAUUUGUGGGAUUACCUGAAAAAUAUGUGAAUAUCACCAAAAAUCAAAUAAACUUUUUUAAUCCAAUAUCAGUCAUUACCAACAUUCCAUCAAAUGCGUUGCAAUUAAAAAAUCAAUUGCCUACACAGAUAACAUUGCACACAAUAUACUCUUCAGGUAAAAUUUUAACCACUGGUGCAUUAAUCAAUCGCUUAUACCAUUUCAGUCAUUAUGUCACACCAAAAAUGGUCAAGACCAUAGCAGUUCCAGUUCUUAUCGGUAUAUCAGGUUUAACAUUAUAUUAUUUAAUCAGUGACAUACCAAAUGCAUUACCAAGAAAACAAGCACAAAAAAUCAAAAAACAAAUAAAAGAUAUAAAUUAUAUUCAUAAUAAUUCAAGUCGAAUAUCGAGUGAAUGUAGACAAGUAUUAAAUUAUCCUUCAAGACAAGUUAUGAAUAAUUUUCAAACAAGUAUUGACAAAAAAUUAACACAAAAAACAAAAUUGGAAUCAUAUAUUAAAGAUGCUGAACUAAGCUCUGGGUUUUUCAAGCAAUUAUUAAACAAAAUCAAUCAUCAACAGAAAUAUUUACAAGACAUAGAAUUGGAAUUAGUCAACGAAGUUGAAUAA